CGGUCACUGCUGCCUGCUCCAGCCAUGGAAGACGACCUCGACCUCCCCCUCCCCCCACGGGUGACGACAAACGCCCAUAUCCCAAGCUCACCUCCCCCAUUCACUUCAUUCACACCCCUUCACUCACGAUACCGCGACACUUCCCCUACCUCAAGCGAACCUGCGCUGUUCUCGAGCGACGGUCCCUUGGACUCGGACGUGACCAACUAUGAGUCUCCGCGCGAGAAAAAGAAGCGCGCCGGUCCGUGGUAUAAGAGCGAUCCAUACCGCCGACCCUUUGCGCGCACAAAAAAGGCUAAAAUCUCCCGCAACUUCGACAGCGGGGUGUAUAUGCUGAGCAGCGACAGCAUCGACACGAGUGACUUGCUAUCCGACCCACCUCUGCCACCCCCCGCGUUAAAGCCCGAGACUGCCGUAGUCCAGUCAGAGCCCACUGCCGUAGAUCACCUCUACCACCGUAUACACCAAACACUCGAGAAGAUGGACAGACACCCGAGCAUUGUGCUUGAGGGGCUUGGCCUCACUGAUGCAGAUCUCAAGCCCAUCAGCGCUCUCAAGCAGAUCAUACACCAUCCCCCGGACGCCAGUGUUGAAGUGCCCGUCGAAGGCCAAUAUAGAUCUUUCCUGCCCGAGCUUUACCUCUCUCUCGCUCGCAAUUCAUUGAGAAGUUUGGCACCGUGUCUCUUCGAAGUGGACCAAAUCACCACCCUGAUCCUCCGCGAGAACAACAUUACCUCUCUACCUCCACAAAUCGCAAAGCUUCCGAACCUCCGCACACUCGACGUGUCUCAUAACCGUUUGACCUACCUGCCUGUAGAACUCUUAGCGCCCUACCAGAAUCGCCGACAAUUCUCUCUCGUCCGAUUCGGCAAUCCCUUGGUCUAUCCGCGCCUGAAAGAGUUCCAUACGCAGCGAAAUAUGUUCUCGCUCUACCAUGACGGAAUCAAAUCCGCCCAACCUUCCAAUCGUCAGAAGUUGUUGAACAGGCUAACGCCAGUUGAAAAGUUCGAGGUGGCUUGUUUUUGCAGGAACUGGGAGCUUCUGUCUUCACGGGGGGAUCUCCUUCAUCAUUUGCAUUGUCCGGGGGCCCCUCUACAUACUGGUCGUAGGGUGUGGGUUAGAUCUGGUCUAAGAACCGCCGAGUCAUCGCGCUUCAACGACACUCAAAACCAUCCGUUAUUGGCGGCAUAUAGCGCCCCAACCUACUUCGACCAGAACGGCAAUGCGCUCAAAGGGUCGGUCCUGUCGACCCCCAAACAACCUGACCCAGCCUACAUCCCCGCCAUCGUACCCGCAACGCAACUGGGCACAUACGGUGUCCGCGCAGACUGGUUCUCCCGCCCCUCCUCCAACAAGGUCAGGUCUCUUCUGGACACGACCCUCAUCAAGGCGCUGCACGAGGCCCCCGUGGCCGACAUCAAGACCUGGCUCGGCGACGAGAUUGGCCCGACCAUCGAGAAGCACCUCGGCAACGCCGAACAGAACCUCGACACCAUCUGGUCCCCUUUCCGGCAGUGCCACUGCUGCGGCAAGGACUACGUCAUGGUCCGCGCCGAGUGGUACGAGUUCUGGAACGAGCUCGGCAGCAAUCCCUUUCCCGUCAAGCUGAUGGUUUGCUCUUGGGCAUGCGUGCCAAACAUCAUCGCCAACCGCCCACAAAACCUCAUGGACAUGAACGGAGAGGACUUCAUCUAA
This is a messenger RNA of Periconia digitata, 1695 nucleotides long. Lineage: Eukaryota; Fungi; Ascomycota; Dothideomycetes; Pleosporales; Periconiaceae. The record is from the annotation of a GenBank genome assembly.